AUAUUGAAAUUAUUGAAAUUUCAAUAAAAAAAUUUUUGGUAAAAUUACAUCAUUAUCAUCAUCAUGGAUGCAAUGGAAACAAUGGAUAAACCAUUGUCGACAAUACCAUCUGUUAAGCCGAAUUUUCCAUUAAUACCAAAAAUUAUCAAUGGAGGUAUUGCCGGCAUUAUUGGUGUUACAUGUGUUUUUCCUAUUGAUCUAGUAAAAACACGGCUACAAUCACAAAGUAUUAAACCAAAAGAAAUUCCACAAUAUAAAUCAAUGGCCGAUUGUUUUCGAAAAACUUAUGCAAAAGAAGGUUUUUUCGGAAUGUAUCGUGGAUCAUCUGUCAAUAUUCUAUUGAUAACACCGGAAAAGGCAAUCAAAUUGACGGCAAAUGAUUUUUUUCGUCACCAACUUUCUGAUCGUUCUGGCAAUAUAACAUUACACCGAGAAAUGAUUGCCGGAAGUUUAGCUGGUCUUUGUCAAAUUGUUGUAACUACACCAAUGGAAUUGCUUAAAAUACAAUUACAAGAUGCUGGCCGCUUACAAACAGCUGGCAUUCAGGAACGUCAAUCGGCCACACGAAUUGCAUUGAACCUGAUACGAACAAAAGGAAUUUUUGGUUUAUAUCGUGGUACGGCAGCCACAAUGGUCAGAGAUGUAACAUUCUCGGCAAUCUAUUUUCCAAUGUUUGCUAAUUUAAACAAAUUGGGACCAAAAACCACUUCAAAUAAUGGCGGUGGUGGUGGUGGUGAAACGGUAUUCUGGGCAUCAUUUCUUGCUGGUUGUGUUUCUGGAGGAAUAGCUGCAUCUGCUGUUAAUCCUAUAGAUGUGAUUAAAACACGAUUACAAACAUUAAAAAGAGCUGAACAUGAACAACAUUAUUCUGGAAUACGUGAUGCAUUUAUUAGAAUUUGGCGUGAUGAAGGUAUUAAAGCAUUUUUCAAAGGAGCCGGUUGUCGUGUAAUGGUUAUUGCACCAUUAUUCGGUAUUGCACAAACAGUUUAUUAUUUGGGUGUUGCAGAAUAUUUAAUUGGAAAAUUUCAUAAAUCAAACGACAACAAUAGCAAUGAUUUUAAACAUUAUCAUCAUCAUCAUCAUCAUCAAAAAACCCAUUGUUAUGUUGUUGGUCAUCUUUAUUGUCAUUGUUAA
Molecule: messenger RNA, 1134 nt
Organism: Dermatophagoides farinae (American house dust mite)
Lineage: Eukaryota; Metazoa; Arthropoda; Arachnida; Sarcoptiformes; Pyroglyphidae
Source: RefSeq, a predicted model, not a curated record